Molecule: messenger RNA, 1956 nt
Organism: Apis florea (little honeybee)
Lineage: Eukaryota; Metazoa; Arthropoda; Insecta; Hymenoptera; Apidae
Gene: AMPKalpha
Product: AMP-activated protein kinase alpha subunit
Biological process (GO): intracellular signal transduction; protein phosphorylation
Cellular component (GO): cytoplasm
Molecular function (GO): protein serine/threonine kinase activity; ATP binding
Source: RefSeq, a predicted model, not a curated record
UAGCGCUAUAUAUAUAUAUAUAUGUACUAAUAUAAAAUAUUUUAACGAUCUAAGGUUUUGAUUUCUCUAUGAAUCAAAAAUAUUAACAUGAAAUUUAUCAGUAGUUUUCUAAUCUUUGAAUUUUGUGAUAAAUGAUUUAACAUAUUAUGUUAUACGUCUAUGUAGUGGUAUCUUCAAAAUAAUAAGUAUCAGAAUAUGUAAAUAAUAUCAGAAUUUGUAAUAAUGUCUGAAAAAAUUCCAUCUAAUCAACCACAACCAAUUGUUAAGAUAGGCCAUUAUACUCUUGGACAAACUCUAGGUGUUGGAACAUUUGGUAAAGUAAAAAUUGGAGAACAUGUAUUAACAAAACAUAAAGUUGCUGUGAAAAUUUUGAAUCGUCAGAAAAUCAAAAGUUUAGAUGUGGUUGGAAAGAUUAGAAGAGAAAUACAAAAUCUUAAACUUUUCAGACAUCCUCAUAUUAUUAAAUUAUAUCAAGUUAUAAGUACACCCACAGAUAUAUUUAUGAUAAUGGAAUAUGUAUCAGGUGGAGAAUUAUUUGACUAUAUUGUGAAACAUGGCAUUAAGGAAUAUGAGGCACGAAGAUUUUUUCAACAGAUUAUUUCUGGUGUUGAUUAUUGUCACAGACAUAUGAUAGUUCAUCGUGAUUUAAAACCAGAAAAUCUUUUGUUAGAUCACAAUCUACAUGUAAAAAUAGCAGAUUUUGGUUUAUCAAAUAUGAUGAUGGAUGGAGAAUUCUUACGUACUUCUUGUGGUUCUCCUAACUAUGCAGCACCAGAAGUAAUUUCGGGUAAAUUAUAUGCUGGCCCUGAAGUUGAUAUUUGGUCUUGUGGAAUAAUACUUUAUGCUUUACUUUGUGGUACUUUACCAUUUGAUGAUGAACAUGUACCAACGCUUUUCCGUAAAAUUAAAUCUGGAGUUUUCCCUAUUCCAGAGUACCUGAAUAAAAGUGUUGUAAGUCUUUUAUGUCAUAUGUUGCAAGUGGAUCCUAUGAAAAGAGCAACUAUUGAAGAUAUCAAGAAACAUGAAUGGUUUCAAAAGGAUUUACCUUCAUAUUUAUUUCCGUCGCCUGUUGAACAAGAUUCUUCUGUAAUCGAUAUAGACGCAGUAAAUGAAGUUUGCGAAAAAUUUAAUGUAAAAGAAGCUGAAGUUCAUUCUGCAUUAUUAGGUGGAGAUCCUCAUGAUCAACUGGCAAUUGCUUAUCACUUGAUAAUAGACAAUAAAAGAAUUGCAGAUGAAGCUGCUAAAGCAGAAUUAAAAGAUUUCUAUGUAGCUUCUAGUCCACCUCCUGUUGCUUUCAGUCCCAAUGAUACCAAUAGUAGUCCUCUGAGACCACAUCCAGAAAGAAUAGCGCCAUUACGAGAAAGACAAAGUUCUCAAGGAAGCACAUCAUCCUCAACACAAGGUGCUCGUGGUACACCAAUAAAACGGGCUAAAUGGCAUUUAGGAAUUCGUUCGCAAUCUAAACCAAAUGAUAUCAUGAAUGAAGUUUAUCGGGCAAUGAAAGCUCUUAAUUUUGAAUGGAAAAUUAUAAAUGCUUACAGUGUUAGAGUUCGUCAAAAAAAUAAAUUAACAGAUAGAUAUAGUAAGAUGUCAUUACAACUUUAUCAAGUUGAUUAUAAAAGUUACUUAUUAGAUUUUAAAUCCUUGUCAAAUGAAGAAGAAGAUAUUGGACGAGAUCCUACAAUUCCACCACCUCAAACAACAGGUCAUCAUACAAUGGAAUUCUUUGAAAUGUGUGCAGCAUUAAUCACGCAAUUAGCUCGAUAACUUUGCUGCAUAACAUGAGUUAUCAUUUUACAGAAUUAUAUUAUUAUCAUAUUUUAUUUUUCAUUGUAUAUUAUAACGCGUAUCAAUGCAGUUUAGGAUAAAGGGAACAUUUAGAACGAAAAUGAUAUCAAUUUCAUAAAAAAAAUGAGUAAAAGAAGAGAAGAAUGUAAUAAAUCUAUAGAAGAUCAA